Toxorhynchites rutilus septentrionalis is the source of this 2668-nucleotide messenger RNA. RefSeq names its product 2-oxoglutarate and iron-dependent oxygenase JMJD4 homolog (gene JMJD4). The coding region runs from base 159 to 911 and encodes 250 amino acids. Lineage: Eukaryota; Metazoa; Arthropoda; Insecta; Diptera; Culicidae. Gene Ontology annotation, biological process: negative regulation of gene expression; positive regulation of translational termination; protein hydroxylation. The transcript is spliced from 2 exons. Gene Ontology annotation, molecular function: sequence-specific DNA binding; histone H4R3 demethylase activity. Gene Ontology annotation, cellular component: cytoplasm; nucleus. The record is from RefSeq and is a predicted model, not a curated record.
CCCCUAACCAACUUAGUGACGAAACGGCCUCACCUAGUACCAUAGACCCGUCUUGGCAUCAAUCAUAGCACCCGGCUGAGUAAAACCAUUUGGCACCCCUGAUAAGCAUGUUUACAGUCUUGUUGAUAAACGUGAUAAACACAUCGUAAAUACAUAUAAUGGCGCCACAGAAGGAAAACAUUGAAAUAACUCCAUAUCGACCGCUUUGUGAGGCCGCGCAGUUUCCCUUGGGGAUCGAACGAAUCUGUGCAACCGAGUUGACUUAUGAUGAUUUUUUUCACCGGUUCAUGAAGCCUAACAUCACUGUUAUCCUAACUUCAGUCGCCGACCAUUGGGAAUGUUAUCGUCAUUGGAUUUCGCCUGGAACCGGUGGAUCUGAUGAAAUAGACAUAAACUUUCUAAAACAACGUAUUGAAAAUGUGACUGUUCCCGUGGCGGAUUGUGGUGAAGCCAUAUUCGUUCCUAGCGGAUGGUACCAUCAGGUACGGAAUGAGGAGGAUACUAUAUCGGUGAACCACAACUGGUUCAACGGUUGCAACAUCACAUCUAUCUGGUUGAGUCUGAAUGAGGCUUUUGAGAAUGUUGUUAGAGAAAUAGAAGAUUGUAAGGAUAUGCCAGAUUUCGACGAGCAUUGUCAAGUGAUGUUGAAGGCAUCACAUGGAAUGAAUUUUGAAGAUUUUCUUGAUGUACUGAGCUAUGUUUGUGACAAGCGUGCCAGUGCAUAUGUAAACAACGGAAAACUGUUGCAGUUUCAGAAGUACUCGUUAGGAAGAAAUCACAUUCGGUUUGAUCUAGAAGCGAUUCGAAAUGUUUUGAGUUUGAUGACGAACAGCAGAGAUGCACUUGAUAAAUUACAUUUGUUAAUUAGAAUAGAGAAUUAUAUAGAAUUAAUCAAUAAUUUACUAGUUUAACGAAUAUUUAUAAAGUAUAUUCAUAUGAAAAACGUAUUGGUUAAUGUGAACAAAUAUCCGAAAAAAAUAAAUGUCUACUAUUUUGAGAGUCGUGAGGGUUCAGCAAUCUAGCAGAACCCAAAAACUUACAUUCAUCGUCAAAUGUUUGUCUAUCGACAGAAAUUGAUAAAGCUAGAAUUUCCCCGAACACUGAUAAAAGAGCGCCGUUGUUGUUGUAUUGUUGAAAAGAGUAGUACCUUCGUUUCAUUAGGUUUAUUUUCUAUUGUCGCUUCCAUGUCUCUUUCCAAACAUAGAUAAUAUAUGAUGAACAGAUUGCUUCGCACAGCAAACUGUGGAUUAUAACUUUCUGUACAUCCUUUAUGUCAGCGUAAUCGAUUAUCACCUUAAGGAAAUUGGUGCUUAUGUGAACUGGUAAGAUUGUGUCACAUUUACCCGAAUGUAACAAAUACCCGAAUGCGACAGCUACUCGAAUGUAACAUCGACCCGAACUGACACUUUACUCGAAUGCCACAAUCACCCGAAUGUAACUGUUGCCCGAAUGGUGCAUUUACGCGAAUGCGACAGUUAUCCGAAUGUAACAAUUACCCUAAUGUAACAUCUACCUGAAUGCGACACUUACCCGAAAGAAGGAUAUAUUCGAAUGAUACGCAAAUUUUAUUAUUAGGAAAUAUUUGUAUGUUUAUUUCUGAUGAGUUUUAUAUAAAGAUAAUUGUGGAUUCGAGGACCCCUCGAAAGCGUAAGAUGAACUGUCAAGCGACAGCAUUGCCAACCGAGAUGGAAAAUGAAAGGUGGGAAUAUUUUUUACAUCUGUGACGUCACAGAUCUUGUUUAUGUAUGUUACUUUUCUUAUAAUAGUCCACUACAUAUGAAAAGUUUUGUAAAUAAAGUAAAAAUAAGCAAAUGAAAUAAACGAACUAUGUAUGUUACUUUUCUUAUGGUAGUCCACUACAUAUGAAAAGUGUUGUAAAUAAAAGUAAAAAUAAGCAAAUGAAAUGAACGAACUAGUUUUUUUUCCCUAAAUCAAUGCUAGCGUUCAAAAUUAUAACGGCCCGACAUUUUAACAGAAACUGAAAUUACAGUAUUUUUGAAGUGUUCUAAACUUAAUUUCAAUUCAAUUUUACUUCUCGUUACGUCGACCAAAAACGUAAACGAACAAAGUCAGAGUCACACAAUCUUUCUUUCCUUUUACGGAUAAACAUUUGACAGUGCAUGGGAGAAAAGGUUGCAAUUAUUUUUCAUAUAAAAUAAUCUUGAAAAAUAAAUUUAAUUGACUCCGUGUGACUUAGAUUGAAACGAAAAGUUUUUCGCUUGCGUCUUCGUUUCAGACGACUGAAGUUUUCAGCACCCUAACUGUGAAAAAAGUAAUUACAAUUUCUGACAAAAGUCAAACUUCCAUGAAGUUACUCUAGAGUCCAAACACAUAAGAAUACUAUUCCUGAAAUCAAAGAAAAAAAUAAACAUUUUAGUUCGAGAUAUGUUCUGCUUUUUCCAUAAUGCGAAAAAUAUGAUUUGGAAAUCUGUAAUUAGCUUCUGUAUAUCCUCUUUCAACGUUAUUCGCUGACACAUUCAAUUUUGUACCAUUUGAGUAACUGACUGGUAUGUCUGGUAUGUGAACUUCGUAUCUUCUUGGCUACUAAUGCAAUCAAAGUUCAACACAACCAAAACCCGUGAAUCUUCCCACCUUCUAUUUUUCAUCUCGAUUGCCAACGAUAUCGAAUACAAAAUUAGAGAAAAAAAGAAAACCAAUUAAGACUAAG